Molecule: messenger RNA, 1708 nt
Organism: Solea solea (common sole)
Lineage: Eukaryota; Metazoa; Chordata; Actinopteri; Pleuronectiformes; Soleidae
Gene: snai2
Product: snail family zinc finger 2
Exons: 3
Coding region: 174-956 (260 amino acids)
Biological process (GO): regulation of DNA-templated transcription
Molecular function (GO): RNA polymerase II cis-regulatory region sequence-specific DNA binding; DNA-binding transcription factor activity, RNA polymerase II-specific
Source: RefSeq, a predicted model, not a curated record
CUCACUGCACUGUUUCCAAGAGCGCAGCGCUGCACCAUGACAAUCCACUGGACUUAACUUUAUUCCAUGAGGACUUUUUUUGCGUCUUCACACACUAAAGUGACGUCCACGGCUACAUUCUCAACAGCGAAAAACAAAAGUUUGCCGCAAAGUUUGUCCACUUGUUCUCCAAGAUGCCACGCUCCUUUCUGGUCAAGAAACACAUAAACUCCGCAAAGAAGCCAAAUUAUAGUGAACUGGAAAGCCCAACAGUGUUCUUCACGCCGCACAUCUACAAGGGCCUUCCCCUGCCUGUCAUCCCCCAGCCGGAGAUCCUGAGCCCGGCAGCGUACAGCCCCAUUACCGUGUGGACUACCAGCAGCCUGCCGCUGUCUCCGCUCCCGAGUGACCUGUCCCCCAUCUCUGGAUACCCGUCAUCCCUCUCCGACACCUCCUCCAAAGACCACAGCGGCUCUGAAAGCCCGAGGAGUGAUGAAGACGAGCAGAUGCUGCCCAAGCUCACAGAUCCACACGGAGUGGAAGCAGAGAAAUUCCAGUGUGGACUGUGCAGCAAGUCCUACUCCACAUACUCUGGACUGCUCAAGCACAAGCAGCUGCACUGCGACGCCCAAACGAGGAAAUCCUUCAGCUGUAAAUACUGCGAGAAGGAGUACGUGAGCCUCGGAGCGCUCAAAAUGCACAUCAGGACUCACACCUUGCCUUGUGUUUGCAAAAUAUGCGGUAAAGCUUUCUCCAGACCGUGGCUGCUCCAAGGACACAUCAGGACGCACACCGGAGAGAAGCCGUUCUCUUGCCCUCACUGCAACAGGGCAUUUGCAGACAGGUCCAAUCUCAGGGCGCACCUACAGACCCAUUCAGAUGUGAAGAAAUACCAAUGCAAGAACUGCUCCAAAACUUUCUCCAGGAUGUCUCUUCUGCACAAGCAUGAGGAAUCUGGUUGUUGUGUAGCACACUGAGCUGAACUGGGAUACUAUUCCACUACCAGAAAAAAACAAAACUCUGUUGCUUCUUCUUCCUUUUUCCAAACCCAGGAGAACUGUGAGGAAAUCCCAUCAUGGGGGUUUGAUUUCUAAUAUGCAGACUUCUUUUGUUUUUGUGGCGACUGGUCGGUUCCAUUUCAGGGAGAGACAGCCCUGUGCUCACUCGCUUCUCGUUUCAAGCAGUGUUUCUAUGAUUUGCAAUCGGCGCCAGCUUUGCCAAACCAUGUACUCACCUACCUGUGCUAGUCAUGCACUUUUCUGCAUGUCUAGUGUUUUAUAUGCCUUCUUGAUGUUAUCCUCAGUGUUUGUACCGGUGUCUCUCAGCAGCUGAUCUGCAGUCCUCCACUUUUCCUUUAUACCAAACACACAAACUAUACCAAAAGGCGCAUUAAUGAAUGACUGUAUAGACACAAUCAGAGGAAUACUGAAGCCAUUGUUAUUUAGGGAACACAUGCAAACUUAGUUUUUAGGGCGAAACUAUUAUAAUAACUUUUGCACAGUCAUUAGAAGCAGGUUUGCAGCUCUCCGAUAGCAAUACGAUUUCAAUCAAGUGCCUGUUUUACUUGGCAAUAAUAUGUAUUUUUCAACAGCGGUUUCAUUUUAUAUUUUUAUAUCCUGAAUGUAAGCGUGACUGAGAUGAUUGUAUAUCAACAGUGAAAACUGUGAUGCUGAAUGAUUUUGAUAUUUUCAUGACACUUUUGAAAAAUAAAGUUUCAUGACGUUUUGUA